Coffea arabica (coffee) is the source of this 1109-nucleotide messenger RNA. NCBI's taxonomy places the organism in Eukaryota, Viridiplantae, Streptophyta, Magnoliopsida, Gentianales, Rubiaceae. The record is from RefSeq and is a predicted model, not a curated record.
CUCAUCCGUGAGUCAUUCGCACACCAUAUGUCGCUAUGGCUUACGCGAUUACAGACGUGAUAACCCAGAAGCUGCCUCCUUCAGCUCUUUCUCUUCAUUUUCUUGAUUCACAAGAAAAUUGAGGUCAAAGCAUCCCAAAACUCUUCACUCACAAACCUUACUAACCUAACCUAUAUAUAUCGCACAAAAACUCCACUUUGCAACUCACUUCCCAUUUUUUCCUCGCAUCCAAAAAAAACCUAACAGCCAGACUUGAUACUACUCUUGCUAGCUCUCUACACUCUUACAUCUCCACAUCCAAUUCUGCACCUAAGAAGGAAACCAUAGUCAUAAAUCCGUAGCAAUCCUACAAAGUCUAUAUACAUAUCCAAUUCUGCACCUAAAUUAUCUCAUCAAGAAAAGAAACUAUACUCAUACAUUCGUAGCCAUGACGGUGAAGAGAAGCAGAGAGGAAGCUCCAGCAGCAGAGACCGUAGAAGAAACCGCGGCCAUUAAUCUUCUGAUGCUUCUUUCUCGAGUAGGGGAGGCUACCACUUCUGCUGCAGCCGAUCAGGCGGCAACCCCAUCGGGUCGUGUUUUCGAGUGCAAGACAUGCAACAAGAAAUUUCCCACGUUUCAAGCGCUAGGCGGCCACCGGGCAAGUCACAAGAAGCUUAAACUCAUGGCGGAACUUCUCACUCAACCCAGCAAUUCGCCGCGGAAGCCUAAGAAGCACGAGUGCCCCUUUUGCGGACUUGAGUUUCCCUUGGGACAAGCUCUGGGGGGUCAUAUGAGACGACAUCGUGCUGCCAUGUUGGAGGGAAGGCGUGAAAUCGAUGAAUCACACGGUCGGAAGGUCGCGGUUCCAGUCCUGAAGAGGUCGAAUAGUAGCAAGAGAGUUUUUGGGUUGGACUUGAACUUGUCGCCUUUCGAGAAUGAUUUGCGGCAACUGAUGAAGGCACCCCUCCGUUGAAUUCUUCCAUUCAACUCGUCCACAUAUUGAUGUCUAACAUUUGUUUCAUUUUUUUCUUAAAAAAAAAAUUGGUUAUCAAUUCAUUACAUUGGUUAAAAUAAAGGUACUUGUGUACAUACUGGGCUAUUAUUUUAUGAUACCAAGUUUUGGAGCACAA